AUGAUCACACUCUUUGUGGCUCUUUACUCUCUGCUUUGUCUCUGCACAACUGGAAACACUUCUGACAUCAAGGAGCUUCAUGUGAAAAAAGUAAAGCAUGGAGAAAAUGUAACUAUGGAGUGUAACAUUAGUGGGGUCCAAAAGAAAGAUAGUUUAGCUUGGUACAGACAGAGUUUUGGAAAAGUGCCUCAGUUUUUGGCGAGACAGUACAGUAACACUCAGGGUUACAUAUUUCCUGAUGGAUUUAAUAAUAGCCGCUUCAGUGUUACUCUAAAAGACCAAAAGUUUGAUAUCAACAUUAAUGAAAUAAGAGAAGAUGAUGGAGGAGAAUAUUUCUGUGGAUAUGUGGAGGGAAGUACAGUAAAGUUCACAUCUGGAACACGUCUGCAGUUUGAAGGUGAAGAGAUGAAACCCUGUCCUACACCUGGAACACUUAACAAGAACACACACUCUGUUACACACCAGGGUUCAAACAGCAGUGAUGGAGAAGGUGAAGAGAUGAAACCCUGUCCUACAGCUGGAACACCUAACAACAACACACACUCUGUUACACACCAGGGUUCAAACAGUGACAGUAAACCAGGAGAUUUCUAUCAGAUUAUUGCCUUAAUAGCCACCAAUAUAAUAUCUGUUAUCAUAAUCGUGGCUCUGGUUGGAGUUUUACUUAAACAGCAAAGAAAAGGUGCUUCAUCAAACAACCAUCAAACUCCCACCACUCAGCCUGAUGAUGAAGAUGUCUUGAACUAUGCAGCUGUGAGUUUUGCUAAGAAACCUUCAUCCUCCAGAACAUCCAGAGACACGAGCCAUCAAGACGUUUAUGCACAAGUUAAGAUAAAAUAGAUAAAGAGGAUAAAGUUAGAAUUGAAAAGCAGUAUAAAGGUAAUUAUUCACCCAGUUUGGAGACAGAAGUGUCCCAUGUUAUUCAGACAAGAAAUAUAUUGCUGAAAGUUUUAUAAACAUUUCUAAACUAUUUAUUGUAUUAAUUUGCCUUACCUGAUAGAUAUUUUUUUUGUUUGUCAACUUUUGAUUCUGCUCAAAAUCCUACAAUCAGAUACAUUUUUUUGUUGUUAUUUCUAAUAGUUUUACAUUAGUUUUUUUUCUUAGUAUUUGUCCUCAAAAUAGUGAAGAUGAUUUAUAUAUCCACUGAUCAGCCAUAACAUUAAGACCAUCUGCUUAAUAUUGAGUCAAAACAGUAAUGUCCUGUGUGUUCUAACACUUUUUGAUGAAGACCAGCAUUACCCUUUUUAACAAUAAGAGCUACAGUAGCCUUGAUAUUGGAUUAGAGUACAUGGACCAGCCUUCACUCCCCCUUUGUGUCAGUGAGCCCUGGCUGCCCAUGAGCUUUUUGCAGC
This is a messenger RNA of Clarias gariepinus (North African catfish), 1352 nucleotides long. RefSeq lists its product as uncharacterized. Gene Ontology annotation, biological process: response to bacterium. The transcript has 7 exons. Lineage: Eukaryota; Metazoa; Chordata; Actinopteri; Siluriformes; Clariidae. The record is from RefSeq and is a predicted model, not a curated record. The coding region runs from base 1 to 840 and encodes 279 amino acids.